AUGACAUAUUUGGAAAAAUUAGCUUUAUAUGUUUAUGUUAAAGAUCGAUUUACAUUUGUUGAUGGUACUCAUCUACGUAAGGAAAUUAUUAUGCAUAUAUCGCAACUUCAUACAUUUAUUUUCUAUAUUAAUACUGAAAUUCUAAUUGAUCAAUCAGUUCUUCGUUUAUCUGAUGAUGAUAUAAAACAAACUUUUAAAAAUAUAGGUUAUUAUCAAAUAUCUUGUAUUGUUAACUAUUAUUGUUCAUUCAAAGCAAUGUGUCAUGGUUUUUUUUUUACUUCCAUUCGUAUUUGA
Rotaria sp. Silwood2 is the source of this 294-nucleotide messenger RNA. The record is from the annotation of a GenBank genome assembly. NCBI's taxonomy places the organism in Eukaryota, Metazoa, Rotifera, Eurotatoria, Philodinida, Philodinidae.